This is a messenger RNA of Cryptotermes secundus, 2044 nucleotides long. Its product is annotated as nucleolar protein 11. The record is from RefSeq and is a predicted model, not a curated record. NCBI's taxonomy places the organism in Eukaryota, Metazoa, Arthropoda, Insecta, Blattodea, Kalotermitidae. Gene Ontology annotation, molecular function: RNA binding. The coding region runs from base 94 to 1833 and encodes 579 amino acids. Gene Ontology annotation, biological process: maturation of SSU-rRNA. The transcript is spliced from 9 exons. Gene Ontology annotation, cellular component: nucleus; nucleolus.
UCCGAGAUCCGUGAAGUGAUUGUUCGGCGAACGGCGAACGUGUGUGUAUUUGUAAUUGAUGGUUUUAGUUACAGAGAAGUUGCUUCCUUAGCAAUGGCAAGGCUGUGUGCAUAUUAUAGUUUAUGCCCAUUAAUUGACCAGAGAAGUUUAUUAGGCGUAGCCGAAGAUUCAACAAGUGGCUGUGUUAUUGUAACUCUGGGAAAGAAUAUAGUUAUCCGAUACAAGUUGUUGCAUCAGAAACAAAUUAGCAGCUGGAGUAGUAGGGAAAAACUUUCAUCUCCAGUAAUAUAUGAUGCAGUUGGAAGUCAGUAUGUUGCAGUGUUCAAUCGAAGCCAGUUAAGGCUGUGGACGGAAAAUGAAGAAAAUUUGGACAAGAUAAAGAAAAUUAAGUUCCACCAACAAAUUCAUUGUGUUAUACCACAGACAGAGGGAAAUGAACCAUUAAUACUGUUCAGUAAUGGAGCAGUCUGUCCCCUAAGAACUGCAGUGGAGAGCCGGAAGAAGGAAAUUGACAGUUCAUUACUGGAUGCUAAUGAAGUUAUAGAAGAUUACCGUCUAGUGGAAUAUGAAAACUUUACAUUCAUAACUCUUUUCUGUCGCAACUCCUCAGAUGUUCCACACUUCUGUGUGGUUCCAGUUUCAGGGGAUAUUCAAAGUAUGAAAUUGAAAGUGGAAUGGAAAAAUUUCCGCUUAAUGGGACAGACUGUGAUGAAACAGGACUCUUCAUGUAAUUUUCUUACAUUAUGGUCCGAUGGGAGGUUGUGCUCAUUGCCAUUUCACCCUCAGCCCAGCCCGGAGCUACCUGGCACUCUUGUGAGCAUAGUUAGAGCUGUUAGCACAAAGCAUCCUGUUGCACUGGUUCCUCUGAGCUCCAGUCACAUGGCAAUAUAUGGUGCUGACCCCAGUGAAGAAGGAGCAUCUCUUACCAUUUAUAAUGUACAGUUUGGUGUGGUACAGUCCCGACACCAUUUCAAGUUAUUUGCAUCACCACCUCGGCUAUGGUGCGCUGGUACCAAUCUCUUGAUAGCAACAGCACACAAUCUAGUUGUAGUACCAUAUAGGCUCGAAGCACAGCAACUCUCUGCAAUGGUUGGUGCACACUGUAGUGGCAGUGCACAAGAAGAGCAUGAUUCAGAUGUGCAGGAGUUGCAUCACACCCUGUGCUCCAACUGGGUGGCUAAUGGCAGAACAAAAGAUGCCCCUUCAAGGUCAAACCCGCAGAUUCCAGAAGCUCUGAAGGAACAGUUGCAAGCUCUUGAAGCUGAAGGUUGCUGUCAGUCAAUGAUGGUGCAAAAACUUCUUCCACAGCUGCUAAAAGCCAGUGCCAUAUCAGAACUGAACUGGUGCAUAAAAUAUUUUACAGACAUUCCUGAAGGUUCACUGGUUCAAAUAAUUCUCUUUUGCUUGGAGAAUGUUACCAAAACUGAUAAAGAGGGACCAUACCAUAAGCUGUUGAACACUGUACUUCAUGCACCGUUCAGUGAUGUCUGCAUGCUGCCCAGUGUACGCACUGCUCCGUUGCAUCUCACCCUCUCUCUUCUUCACUAUUUGGCUGAAGAGAUUGAGGCAGAUGUACCAGAAGUGGAGUUGUAUAAUUUGAUAGAGUGGGCCAGUCUGCUGCUGGAUGCACAUUAUCAACGCUACCUUCUUUCUGGAGAUCCUCAGGUUCUUAAACUACUGCUCAGAAUUCGUGAGCUUGUUGUAAACCAGAUUGAUCAUAUGAAUGAACUAAACGGGCUGCUACCCCUUUUGCAGCAGCUUCAGGAAGGAAAAUUAUCGAAGCCACAGUUUGUUAACAAGCUGUACUCCAUAGAAUCGUUGCGGUUGUACUGACAACAUACAUGAUUUCAUCAAUAAAAGGAAUUAUAUUUUCAGAUUCAGCCAUAAGUCCAGUGAGAAGCGGAAUAUGCAAGUGAAAGGAGGACUGCAGCAUAAACUGUGGUGAUCAUCAUGUAAAGCGAAGAAGAUGCAAUUAUGAGGUGCAAAGAAUAAUCUAUUCUUUCUCAUACCACAAUUUGGGUAAAUAUAUAAUAAUACAAUUAAA